AUGGCGUUCACAAAGUCGCGCACUUGGGGCGCGACGGGAGACGUGGAGUCGGGGUCCUCCGAGUGGCAGGCGGGCGACACGGAGUCGGGGUACGGGUGCCUGGCGUCGGUCAUCCCCGCGCUGGAGCUGAUGGCGCUGUACGUGGCGGCCGCCAUGCACGACUACGACCACCCGGGCCGCACCAACGCCUUCCUGGUGGCCACCAGCGCCCCGCAGGCCGUGCUGUACAACGACCGCUCGGUGCUAGAGAACCACCAUGCAGCGGCAGCCUGGCACCUGCUGAUGUCACGGCCCGAGUUCAACUUCCUGCCGGGGCUGGCCCACGCGGAGUUCAAGAGGUUCCGAUUCCUCGUGAUCGAAGCCAUCCUCGACGACCUCAAGAAGCACUUUGACUUCCUCGCCGAGUUCAACGCCAAGGUGAGCGGCGCGGACGGCACGGGCAUCGACUGGAGCCAGGAGAACGACCGCCUCCUCGUCUGCCAGAUGUGCAUCAAGCUGGCGGACAUCAACGGGCCGGCCAAGAUCCGGGACCUGCACCUGCGCUGGACCACGGGCAUCGUGAACGAGUUCUACCAGCAGGGCGACGAGGAGGCGACUCUGGGUUUGCCCGUGAGCCCCUUCAUGGACCGCACGGCGCCGCAGCUCGCCAAGCUCCAGGAGUCGUUCAUCACGCACAUCGUGGGGCCGCUGUGCCGCUCGUACGACUCGGCGGGCCUCAUGCCGGGGGCCUGGGUGGAGCGCGGCCCCGACGAGGCGGGGCGGUCCGAGUCGUCGGACGACGAGGACGACGACGACGAGGAGGAGGAGGAUGAGGAGGAGGACAGCGAUGAGGACGGCGACACGCGGCACGCCAAGCGAAUGAAGAAGAAACGCCCGCGCAAGUACUUCUGCCACCUGACGCACCACCUGCUGGAGAACCACGAGAUGUGGAAGCGAGUGAUCAAGGAGGAGGAGGAGGCGGCGGAGGAGAAGGAGGAGAAGGAGGAGGAGGAGAGGAGGAGGAAGGCGGAGAGCGCGAUCGCGCCGGCCCGCCGCAGGAGACCGUCGGACCCCGAGGCCUCGUCCCAGGGUCGGGGGUCGCCGACGACGACAGCGACGAUGGCGGCGGAGGAGGAGGGGGAGGAAGGUGGCGACCGGCGGCAGUUCAGGCCCUGUGACGGUGACGACAGCGCCGCCGAUGAUGGCGAUGGCGAUGAGGACGACGGUGGAGUCGGCCGCGACGACGGGCGCGGAGCGGCGCGCGGCGCGAGCCGCUCCGACCCCCACCGCGUGCGGCGGAGGAAGAGGGCUCGCCGGUGCAGCCACGAAGGCGCCGCUUCUCACGCGUGA
Molecule: messenger RNA, 1329 nt
Organism: Lethenteron reissneri (Far Eastern brook lamprey)
Lineage: Eukaryota; Metazoa; Chordata; Hyperoartia; Petromyzontiformes; Petromyzontidae
Product: cGMP-inhibited 3',5'-cyclic phosphodiesterase 3B-like
Biological process (GO): signal transduction
Molecular function (GO): 3',5'-cyclic-nucleotide phosphodiesterase activity
Source: RefSeq, a predicted model, not a curated record